UGCGGCGGCCCACGGUAGUUACACUAAAAUAGUCGACUUCCGGCACGGAGCUCUUUGGCGGCGUUUCGGCGGCCCGACGUGCUAGCUAUGCGGCAGAAGUACUACAUUGAAGCGGCGGCUCGCGGCCUGGUGGAAAGCUGCCCUGGCCAGGCCCGCUACCUCCUCUGGGCCUACAGUUCGACACACGAGGAAAACAGCACUUUUCAAGAAACAUGCCCAUACUGCUUCCAGUUGUUGGUUCUGGAUAACUCUAGAGUGCGCCUCAAACCCAAGGCCAAACUGACACCCAAGAUACAAAAACUCCUUAAUCGAGAAGCAAGAAGUCACACACUCAGUUUCAAAGAAGUAAAGCUGUUGAGAAAGUACAAAGACUCCACAAGUGUGCUGCUGGUUACCUGUAGAACAUGCAACAGAACAAUAAAACACCAUGGGAAGAGUAGAAGUUUCCUGUCAGCACUGAAGAGCAAUGCUGCCACUGCUACCAACAAAGCCAACCUGCAAACGCCAAAGAGAAAGACUCCAGGCUCCAAACACCCAAGUCAUAAUGUGUCUGCUUCCAAAGGCACCAGCCCCUCCUUCACCGUCAGAACACCUGUAUCUGGACAGUCAACACCCAUUUGCUCCUCAAGGAACAGCAGCAAAAGAAAGAAACACUUCUCUCAACUAAAAGCACUGCUUAGUCAGAGUGCACCAGAGAAGAACCCAAAGCUGGACUUCAGGCACUUCCUUUCUUCUCUGUGAAGAGGAUGGCCUUUGAAAAGACUCAAGUUAGUUAACAGCUUUUGUCCUCACUUGUGUGUCUGAGCACAGGGAGACUAGAUCCAAAAGCAAGCUCUUCUGGGCAUCCUUCAGUGCUUAUGUGGAAAACACCUCAUUCAAUAAAGUAACUGGGGCUUCCCUGGGUGAAUGUGAAGAUCCAAAAACAAAUGACCAGACCAGAGAGAUGGCUGAAGGGUAAAGACACUGCCGCAUGCCUGACAACUCUAUUCAAUCUCCAGCACCCACAGGGCAGAAAGAACCCACACUACAAGGUGUUUUCUGGCCUCCACAUGAGUAACCCCCUCGCACACACACAUAGAAAAAGUAAAUGUAAUAAAGGGUAUUAAAUUCUUACAAUAAUUAAGUUCUUACAAUAAAGGUAUAGUGAAUAUUGAAUGGUAA
Phodopus roborovskii (desert hamster) is the source of this 1161-nucleotide messenger RNA. RefSeq names its product chromosome unknown C18orf21 homolog (gene Rmp24). The transcript has 5 exons. Lineage: Eukaryota; Metazoa; Chordata; Mammalia; Rodentia; Cricetidae. The record is from RefSeq and is a predicted model, not a curated record. Bases 88 to 741 code for a protein of 217 amino acids.